CAAACCUGCGUCCAGGGGCUGAACAGAAAGUGGUGUUCAUCACUGCACGUGUCCACCCUGGGGAAACACCAUCUUCCUUCGUGUGCCAAGGUAUAAUUGAUUUCCUUGUGAGCCAGCAUCCUAUCGCGAAAGUACUGAGAGACCACCUGGUCUUCAAGAUUGCACCCAUGCUCAAUCCUGAUGGAGUAUACCUAGGAAAUUACAGGUGCUCCCUGAUGGGGUUUGAUUUAAACCGGCACUGGGCAAAUCCAUCUCCCUGGGCUCAUCCCACACUGCACGGAGUGAAACGGCUCAUCAUAGAGAUGUACAACAAUCCGAAGAUUAACCUGGAGUUCUAUAUUGACAUCCAUGCCCAUUCCACCAUGAUGAAUGGCUUCAUGUAUGGGAACAUCUUUGAAGACGAGGAAAGAUUUCAGCGACAGGCUGUUUUUCCCAAGCUGCUCUGCCAGAAUGCUGAAGACUUCUCUUAC
This is a messenger RNA of Phaethon lepturus (White-tailed tropicbird), 470 nucleotides long. It is a transcript of the gene AGBL4, whose product is annotated as ATP/GTP binding protein-like 4. The annotation marks the transcript as partial. The record is from RefSeq and is a predicted model, not a curated record. The transcript is spliced from 4 exons. Gene Ontology annotation, biological process: proteolysis. NCBI's taxonomy places the organism in Eukaryota, Metazoa, Chordata, Aves, Phaethontiformes, Phaethontidae. Gene Ontology annotation, molecular function: metallocarboxypeptidase activity; zinc ion binding.